GCGGCUUUCAGCCAUAUGAUUUUCUGCGAAAAGCCAUCAAUGCACUGAUGCAGAUCCCAUGUGGCUUUAAUUUAUCAUACGCAUCUAUAUGCCAGAUGUAGUUGGGUCCUGCGGCAAAACACUGUCUACUGCUGAGUCUUCUGGAACGACGAAUGGCCGAUGCAUCAGGGUCCAAGGCUGAAAGAAUAAUACGAACAUCUUACCUAGUACGAUGUUCGUACCUAGUACAGGCGUGCAAAAUCGCAUGGUAAAUCGCAUGAUAAACCGCAUGUCAAAUCAACUACUAACAACUAACCCGACUCCCCCUGAAAUUAACACUGUACCUAUAUGUAUGGUGGUGCGGCCCCGCUCUGUCUCGAGGUGUAAAACCCACAGGCAAGCGCCGCGACCAGUAUGUCCAACUCUGGCGAUCCCACUGAUCGCCUCAGAGCUGAGUGUUAACCAGACUCCCUCUGAAAAUAACGCUGUACCUAUAUGUACGGUGGUGCGGCCUCGCGCUGUCCCGAGGUGUAAAACCCGCAGACGAGGGCCGCAUCCAGUAUGUCGAAACCGCGGUAUCCCCUUGACCGCUUCAGAGCUGAGUGUUAACCGGACUCCCUCUGAAAAUAAUAAAAAGGAAGCACUCAGAAUAGGGUUCAUGAACAUAAGGUCGCUUUCAGCGAAGGCGCUCUUGGUCCAUGAUCUAAUCAUUGAUAAAAAGAUCGACAUACUGGGGCUUUGUGAAACCUGGUUAAAACCAGAUGAGUUUCUAGCCUUAAACGAAGCUACUCCACCCCAUUACGUUAGCACCCAAGUAUCUAGAGAAGUUAAGAAAGGUGGUGGAGUAGCCCUGAUAUCUAAUUCUAAGCUUAAUUUAAAGCCAAAGAAUAGAUAUAUUUUCAGAUCCUUUGAGGUGCUAGCGCUUUGCACCUCAGCUCCUCGAGAAGCAAAACGAGUUCCAGACUCUUUUGUUUUAGCUGUAGUAUACCGUCCCCCAGGACCGUAUUCAGUUUUUCUGGAUGAGUUUUCUGACUUUGCAGCUGAUUUGGCUACAUACUCAGACAAUAUUUUGCUUAUUGGGGAUUUCAACAUUCAUGUGAAUAACCCAUCUGAUGCCCUUGCAAGGGCUUUUCUGUCCAUUACAGAUACGCUUGGCUUCAAACAGCUCGUCCAGCACCCAACCCACAUCGGUGGAAACACGCUGGAUCUCGUUCUGACCCGCGGUGUUGACAUUUCACAGCUAGUGGUCUCUUCCUACACCUCAGCUUUAUCAGACCACUUUUUGCUCACU
Messenger RNA from Gadus morhua (Atlantic cod), 1270 nucleotides. RefSeq lists its product as uncharacterized. NCBI's taxonomy places the organism in Eukaryota, Metazoa, Chordata, Actinopteri, Gadiformes, Gadidae. The transcript has a single exon. The record is from RefSeq and is a predicted model, not a curated record. The annotation marks the transcript as partial. Gene Ontology annotation, molecular function: catalytic activity.